AGGCCUCCGGGGCAGGAGGUGGGGGAGUGCCCGAGUUAACUAAACGCCGGCACGCCCGACUGCACCGUCCUGUUCCACACACUGUUCCCGGUGGUACCAGUUCUGAGGCUGGACCGCACACCUGCAUAACCUGUCUUCCACCUCCGGGGUUUCCCCCUCGAGCUAUUUUUGAAAACCCCAAUUUCUACGAAGUUCCUGUGGUUGCUGGGCAUCCCGGCAAUAUUGCAACGUUAAUGGGACCAGGAGUUCUGGAGAUGCUAAAGCAAAGUUAGGGGACCUUUGGCUGAUUCUGAGACAAGGCAUACUUGGCAACGUCUCAGUGUCCUAUCUGCAGCUGGAAGAGGAUAGCUUUUGCGUCUGACACCGGAGAAAUGUUUGUAACCCAUUUUACAGCAUUGUAAAGAGGAUUAUAAAAUUCCUUCCCACCAGCGCCACAGCAACAUCCUCAGAAUCUGAGCGAACUGCGCCCAGAACAGGCACAGAGCCUCUCAACUGCCAGAAACCCGCAGGGCCCUGGAGAAGACCACAAGAGCAUUGACAGCGCCUUGCCACACCAGCCCGCAGUCCGCCAUGGCCAAGAGCCGCAAGGACAGAAACAGUUGGGGUGGGUUUUCAGAGAAGUCAAGUGAAUGGAGCUCAGAAGAGGAGGAGCCAGUGAGAAAGGCGGGGCCUGUCCAAGUCCUCAUCGUCAAAGAUGACCAUUCCUUUGAGUUAGAUGAGGCUGCGCUGAACCGGAUCCUUCUGUCCGAGGCCGUCAGAGACAAGGAGGUGGUUGCUGUGUCUGUUGCGGGAGCCUUUAGAAAAGGAAAGUCCUUCCUGAUGGACUUCAUGUUGCGGUACAUGUAUAACCAGGAAUCUGUUGAUUGGGUUGGAGAUUACAAUGAACCGUUGACUGGAUUUUCCUGGAGAGGUGGAUCUGAACGAGAAACCACAGGAAUCCAGAUAUGGAGUGAAGUUUUCCUCAUCAAUAAGCUUGAUGGUAAAAAGGUUGCUGUGUUGCUGAUGGACACUCAAGGAACCUUUGACAGUCAGUCCACGUUGAGAGAUUCGGCCACAGUAUUUGCCCUUAGCACAAUGAUAAGCUCAAUACAGGUCUACAACUUGUCCCAAAAUGUCCAGGAGGAUGAUCUUCAGCAUCUCCAGCUUUUCACUGAGUAUGGCAGGUUGGCAAUGGAAGAGACAUUCCUGAAGCCUUUUCAGAGUCUGAUAUUUCUUGUUCGAGACUGGAGUUUCCCAUACGAAUUUUCAUACGGAGCUGAUGGUGGUGCCAAGUUCUUGGAAAAACGCCUCAAGGUCUCAGGGAACCAGCAUGAAGAGCUACAGAAUGUCAGGAAGCACAUCCAUUCCUGUUUUACCAACAUUUCCUGUUUUCUCCUACCUCAUCCGGGCUUAAAAGUAGCUACGAACCCAAACUUUGAUGGAAAGCUAAAAGAAAUAGAUGACGAAUUCAUCAAAAACUUGAAAAUACUGAUUCCGUGGCUCCUGAGUCCCGAGAGCCUAGAUAUUAAAGAGAUCAACGGGAAUAAAAUCACUUGCCGCGGUCUGCUGGAGUACUUCAAGGCAUACAUAAAGAUAUACCAAGGUGAAGAACUGCCACAUCCCAAGUCCAUGUUACAGGCCACAGCAGAAGCUAACAAUUUAGCAGCGGUUGCAACUGCCAAGGACAUAUACAACAGGAAGAUGGAAGAGAUUUGUGGUGGUGACAAACCAUUUUUGGCCCCUAAUGACCUGCAAACCAAGCACCUGCAGCUAAAAGAAGAAUCUGUGAAGUUAUUCCGAGGCGUGAAGAAGAUGGGCGGGGAAGAGUUCAGCCGUCGUUACCUGCAGCAGCUGGAGAGUGAAAUAGAUGAACUCUACAUCCAGUAUAUUAAGCACAAUGACAGCAAAAAUAUCUUCCAUGCCGCUCGCACCCCAGCCACACUGUUCGUUGUCAUCUUUAUCACGUAUGUGAUUGCGGGUGUGACUGGAUUCAUUGGUUUGGACAUCAUAGCUAGCCUGUGCAACAUGAUCAUGGGACUGACGCUUAUCACCCUGUGCACCUGGGCAUAUAUCCGCUACUCUGGGGAAUAUCGAGAGCUGGGCGCCGUAAUCGACCAGGUAGCUGCUGCUCUGUGGGACCAGGGAAGUACAAAUGAGGCUUUAUACAAGCUUUACAGCGCAGCAGCGACCCACAGACACCUGUAUCAUCAAGCUUUUCCUGCACCAAAGUCAGAACCUACUGAACAACCGGAAAAGAAGAAAAUGUAAUUUAAAAAAACGCAGGUGCAUGAUCAUUUGUCAGUCAACUAUCAGAGCUUUUGUUUCCAUGCAAACAUGCAAAGUGCUUCCUUCAGAGAGUGAAAAGCAAACACCUGAGGACUUGAACAGUUUAAUUCUUUACUCCAGUGUUUAAUGAGCAGAUGUAUGUAUGCAUGGUUAUUUGUUAAUGUGCAGUUUCCUGAUUUCUGUCCUUAAAUAUGAUGUUAUCAUUUCAGGUAUCUAUAAAUUUGAGGACAGUAGAUUUGUUUUGCUUGACUUUUCUGAGUUCUACUACUGGGUUAUAAUUAAAUAUUGUGUGGUAUUACUCUGGGUUCAAAUAUGCUCAUUUAAUUUCAUUUAAUUCUCUUAGAAAAUUUAAGUUAUUUUACAUAGCUAUUUGUUAAAGCACAGCAUAACUCGGCAGGCUUGACUUUAACCUAUAUAAUCUUAUACAUACCAUAGGCUCUUAUCUUGAAACAUAUUUGAGAGCUUAAAAGUUGCUUUACCAAAAACUAUACAUUAUUUCUUUUAUAUCUUUAUGAAUUAAUAUAGAAUGUAAAUCUCUUGAUCAAAAAUGCACAAAAAUUGUUUUGUAUAAGUGUUUUGAGUUUCACUGCACUGUAUAUUUUCAUUUGGUACACCACAAAUGUAUUCUUCAUAGGUUUAUUCUUUUAAUAUGUGAACUAUUAAACUUUACUGUUUCCUAACAUUAAACCAAAUGCUCACUGGCUCUAGAACUACUUGGGAGGUCUGAUGUGGCAUGAAAGGCCUAUCCCACCUUAGUUCAAGGUGCAUUUUCUUUCUGAUACCAUUUCAAGACAAGACUGGGUGCUCAAGGUGGUGGGACCAUACACUAUUUCUGAUCCCACUUCAAACUUAAGUAUUCAUCUUAAGAAACACAAGCUAAUUGUAUUAGGUACUUUCUAGUUCUUUGAUGUAAAAAAAAAAGUUUAUUCCUUAGACAAGAUUUUACUAUGCAUCUCAAGCUAGUUUUCAACUUGUGAUGGCCCUGCCACCUCCCCAGCCCUGGAAUUAGAAACAUGUGUUGCUACCUGUAGCAUCCUUCCAGUUCAUGUAAACCAGGGAAUCUGUAUUUCUUUUGGGGGGAAGGGAUGGUUCAAGACAGGGUUUCUCUGUGUAGCCCUGGUUAUCUUGUAACUUGCUCUGUAUACUAAGCUGGCCUUGAACUCACAGAUAUCUCACUGCCUCUGCCUCCCACAUGCUGGGAUUAAAGGUAUGCACCACUACCACCUGGCUAUAAUAUAUUUCUAAUGACUAAAA
Mastomys coucha (southern multimammate mouse) is the source of this 3519-nucleotide messenger RNA. It is a transcript of the gene Atl1, whose product is annotated as atlastin GTPase 1. The coding region runs from base 571 to 2247 and encodes 558 amino acids. Gene Ontology annotation, molecular function: GTP binding; GTPase activity. The transcript is spliced from 15 exons. Gene Ontology annotation, biological process: endoplasmic reticulum organization; protein homooligomerization. Lineage: Eukaryota; Metazoa; Chordata; Mammalia; Rodentia; Muridae. The record is from RefSeq and is a predicted model, not a curated record.